This is a messenger RNA of Echinops telfairi (small Madagascar hedgehog), 4078 nucleotides long. RefSeq names its product calsyntenin 3 (gene CLSTN3). Lineage: Eukaryota; Metazoa; Chordata; Mammalia; Afrosoricida; Tenrecidae. The record is from RefSeq and is a predicted model, not a curated record. Gene Ontology annotation, cellular component: cell surface; postsynaptic membrane. Gene Ontology annotation, molecular function: amyloid-beta binding; kinesin binding; calcium ion binding. Gene Ontology annotation, biological process: positive regulation of synaptic transmission; positive regulation of synapse assembly; homophilic cell-cell adhesion. The coding region runs from base 502 to 3363 and encodes 953 amino acids. The transcript is spliced from 18 exons.
UCUCGCAUCGGCAUCUCUCCUAAGGCUUUCCACUCUCCUUUCCGGUCCCCGAAGUCUCCCUGCUCCCCCAAAUUACAGUCAGGGGGCCCAAAGCCCCCCACAUUCUCCCGCCCCGGUUCCCCAGCCCCAUUGGUCACCUCCCCCCCUGCAGCACCUGGCCCCCCCCAGGUCCCCGAUUGGCCAGCAUCCCCAUCACUCCGUGCGGGCUGUGCUAACGUCAUCCUGCAGUAGCCGGGCAGGGGUGGGAGUGAGAGAGAGUGAGGACGCCGGGCUGGAGGGGACCGAACACAAGCUGCUGCAAGCCCCCCACCUCAGCCGCUCAGGUUGGGGUCUGCCCAGCUCUGCUCUGUGAACCAGCGAGGGUGACAGCUUCCUCUCUGUCCCUGCCUUGCUCUCGGCCCUCCCCGGGAGCCCCUGCAGCCCUCCGCACCAGGUGGAACCGCAGGCUUCAGGCUCCAGGGGGAGAGCCCACUCCAGACCUGCCCUGCCCGACGCGGCGCUAUGACCCUGCUGUGGCCCCUUUUGCUGGCCUCCCUGCUCCCCUCCAGCUCCAGUAACAAAGCCAAUAAGCACAAGCCAUGGAUCGAGGCCGAGUACCAGGGCAUCGUCAUGGAGAACGACAACACUGUCCUGCUGAAUCCACCGCUCUUUGCCCUGGACAAGGACGCCCCCCUGCGAUAUGCAGGUGAGAUCUGCGGCUUCCGGCUCCAUGGGUCUGGCGUGCCCUUUGAGGCGGUGAUCUUGGACAAGGCUACGGGAGAAGGGCUGAUCCGGGCCAAGGAGCCAGUGGACUGCGAGGCUCAGAAGGAGCACACCUUUACCAUCCAGGCCUAUGACUGUGGCGAGGGCCCUGAUGGGGCCAACACCAAAAAGUCGCACAAGGCAACGGUACACGUGCGGGUUAACGACGUGAAUGAGUUUGCCCCUGUGUUUGUGGAGCGGCUAUACCGGGCGGCAGUGACGGAGGGGAAGCUGUAUGACCGAAUCCUGCGGGUGGAAGCCAUUGAUGGCGACUGUUCCCCACAGUACAGCCAGAUCUGCUACUAUGAGAUCCUUACACCCAACACCCCCUUCCUCAUAGACAAUGACGGGAACAUCGAGAACACGGAGAAGCUGCAGUACAGCGGGGAGCGGCUCUACAAGUUUACCGUGACGGCUUACGACUGCGGGAAGAAGCGGGCAGCCGAUGACGCAGAGGUGGAGAUCCAGGUGAAGCCCACCUGUAAACCCAGCUGGCAAGGCUGGAACAAAAGGAUUGAAUAUGCGCCGGGCGCUGGGAGCUUGGCGUUGUUCCCUGGCAUCCGCCUGGAGACCUGUGAUGAGCCACUCUGGAACAUUCAGGCCACCAUAGAGCUACAGACCAGCCACGUGGCCAAGGGCUGUGACCGGGACAACUACUCAGAGCGGGCGCUGAGGAAACUCUGUGGUGCUGCCACGGGGGAGGUGGAUCUGUUGCCAAUGCCUGGCCCCAAUGCCAACUGGACCGCAGGGCUCUCUGUGCACUACAGCCAGGACAGCAGCCUUAUCUACUGGUUCAAUGGCACCCAAGCUGUGCAGGUGCCCCAGGGGGGCACAGGCUCUGGGUCCCAGGACAGCCUCAGUGACCACUUCACCCUGUCCUUCUGGAUGAAGCAUGGCGUAACUCCCAGCAAGGGCAAGAAAGAAGAGGAAACCAUUGUGUGUAACACCGUCCAGAACGAGGACGGCUUCUCUCACUACUCCCUGACGGUCCAUGGCUGCAGAAUUGCCUUCCUCUACUGGCCCCUGCUUGAGAGUGCCCGCCCGGUCAAGUUCCUCUGGAAGCUGGAGCAGGUCUGUGAUGAUGAGUGGCACCACUAUGCUUUGAAUCUCGAGUUCCCCACGGUCACACUCUAUGCUGAUGGGAUUUCCUUCGACCCCGCCCUCAUCCACGACAACGGUCUCAUCCACCCACCCCGAAGGGAGCCUGCGCUGAUGAUCGGGGCCUGCUGGUCUGAGGAGAAGAGCAAGGCGAAGGAGAAAGGAGGAGACAGCAGCACGGACCCAACACAAGGAGACCCCUUGCCGAUCCACCACUACUUUCACGGCUACCUGGCUGGGUUCAGCGUGCGCUCCGGUCGCCUGGAGAGCCGGGAGGUCAUCGAGUGCCUCUAUGCAUGUCGGGAGGGGCUGGACUAUAGGGAUUUCGAGAGCCUGGGCAAAGGCAUGAAGGUCCAUGUGAAUCCCUCGCAGUCCCUGCUCACCCUGGAGGGGGAUGAUGUGGAGACCUUCAACCAUGCCCUGCAGCAUGUGGCUUACAUGAACACUCUGCGCUUUGCCACGCCUGGCGUCAGGCCCCUGCGCCUCACCACUGCGGUCAAGUGUUUCAGCGAGGAAUCCUGUGUCUCCAUCCCGGAAGUGGAGGGCUACGUGGUGGUUCUUCAGCCGGAUGCCCCACAAAUCCUGCUGAGUGGCACAGCCCAUUUUGCCCGUCCAGCCGCGGACUUUGAGGGACCAGAGGGGGUUCCUCUGUUUCCCGAUCUUCAAGUUACUUGCUCCAUUUCCCACCAGGUGGAGGCCAAGAAGGAUGAGAGUUGGCAGGACACAGUGACAGACACACGCAUGUCAGAUGAGAUUGUACACAACCUGGAUGGCUGUGAGAUUUCUCUGGUGGGGGAUGACCUGGACCCCGAGCGGGAGAGCCUGCUCUUGGACAUGACCUCCUUUCAGCAGCACGGCCUGGAGCUCACCAACACGUCUGCGUACCUCACCAUUGCAGGGGUGGAAAGCAUCACUGUGUACGAGGAGAUCCUGAGGCAGGCGCACUAUCGGCUGCGGCAUGGAGCUGCGCUUUAUGCCAGGAAAUUUCGGCUUUCCUGCUCGGAAAUGAAUGGCCGUUAUUCCAGCAACGAAUUCAUCGUGGAGGUCAACGUCUUGCACAGCAUGAAUCGGGUUGCCCACCCCAGCCAUGUGCUCAGUUCCCAGCAGUUCCUGCACCGUGGUCAUCAGCCGCCCCCUGAGAUGGCUGGACACAGCCUGGCCAGCUCCCAUCGAAACUCGAUGGUCCCGAGUGCUGCGACCCUCAUCAUCGUGGUGUGUGUGGGCUUCCUGGUGCUCAUGGUCGUCCUGGGCCUCGUGCGCAUCCACUCCCUUCACCGCCGCGUCUCGGGGGCCGGGCUCUCCCCGGGGGCCUCCAGUGACCCCAAGGACCCUGACCUCUUCUGGGAUGACUCAGCCCUCACGAUUAUCGUGAACCCUAUGGAGUCCUACCAGGACCGGCAGGUCUGUGUGACCGGGGCUGCCGCUGGACAGCCGGAGGAGGAGGACAGCUGUGACUACGAGGCAGCCGACUCCCCCAGCAGCGAUGAGAGGCGCAUCAUUGAGACCCCUCCACACCGUUACUAAGGCCGACACAGAGCAGAUCCUGCCCGGGCGAGACAGAGUCACACCCCGAAAAGGGAGAAGGGCUUUCAGAGAGAAGAGAGACCAAGAGCCCCACAAAGGGAAUCCAAAGCCCAGUGGGUCCCCCUGGGACCUGUGCCUCCACCCUCCCAGCCCUUCCCUCUCCCCCUAGACUCCUUGAACCUCUCUUGCCUCUUGCCUGCCUCUGGCAGGUCUGGUCUGGCUGCUGUGGAAAGGUAGCCGGAGGACUUUGGCUGCCUUUCCUGCUGCACGCCCACCCCCGUAGGGCCUUAGCUCUGGCUGUUCCCACCCCCACCCCCACCAUCCACGCACUGUUGAGGUGGUGGGAGUGUGUAGUAAUGGCGGGGUGGGGGAAUUGAAGGAAAUCCUCUACUCUAGCCUCCCCUACUCUCUCCUGUCCCUGGGAAGAAUUUCUCCCUCUGACCCCAGCACACACACACACACCCUGCUGGGCCAUCCCUGUUUCUCCCCCUGUGAUCCUCAACCACCUCUAUUUCCAUUUCACUCUGGGGACCCCUGCUUCUCCCAUAUUCCCAUCUCCCUUCCUGUUUUGUCUUCUCCUCCAACCCUUGCAAUCCUGGGGUCCUAGGCCCCUGCCCCUUCCUUUCUGACCUGGCCCUGGCUAGGUUGUGAGGAUGGAAGCGGGAAGCAGGGGCCCCCUAGGUGUAUUAUAUAUAAUGUAUAUUUUUUCAAUGUU